Rotaria sp. Silwood2 is the source of this 948-nucleotide messenger RNA. The record is from the annotation of a GenBank genome assembly. Lineage: Eukaryota; Metazoa; Rotifera; Eurotatoria; Philodinida; Philodinidae.
AUGCUAAGUAAAUCACCUAUUAUUAAAUUCGUACUUUUUGGUAUAUUUGCUUUUGGUAUUGGUGUUAUUAUCCUCAACUCUAUCUCAUAUGGUCGACGUCAAAAUGAUCUUGAUUUAAUUGAAAAACAUAAUCAAUUGGAUAAAUCAGUUCAUGAUCAUGCUGAGUCAAUUGCUACUAAGUUUGAUUCUAAAUCAAAAACAAAAUCAUCAAAAUUACCUCUUAAAAAAAUAGAUAUUUCUAAAGUAUCUAUUCGAAAAUAUAAAAUAUCUUUGAAUAAUGAAACGCAUGCAAAUAUUCUUGUUCGUGAAGCAGGCAAAGGAAAUAAACAGAUACUUUUACUUCAUGGUCAAAACUGUUCUUUUAAAAUAUGGGAAAAAAUUGGUACAUUUCAAUAUUUAAGUAAUUUGGGUUAUCAAGUUUUUGCUAUUGAUAUUCCAUAUAGUGAAAAUAAUUCAUUACCUGUAAAUGGAAAUAAGGCAGCAGUUAAAUGGUUAAAAAAAGUCAUUGAAACAUUGCAUCUUUCAAAUUUAUCUAUUAUUAGUCCAUUAAUGAGUGGUCGAUUAACAUUACCUUAUAUGUUUCAUUUAAAUAAACAACAAGAAUUAAUACGAAGUUUUGUUUAUAUUGAUCCAAUUGGAACAGAACAAUUUAAUAUUUCUAAUUAUGAAGAAAUAGAAAUUCCAACAUUAAUUAUUCAUGAUAAACAAAAUACUAAAUUUCAAUCAGCAUUUAUAACUCUUAAAAAUAUUCCUACACAUGAAAUUUUAUUCAUUAAAAAUAUUUUCAAUGAUUCUUAUUAUGAAAAUCGAGAUGAAUUUCAUUAUAGACUUCGACAAUUUCUUGAUAAGAUCUAUCGACCAAAUUAUAAAAUGCCUCAUAAAUAUUUAGCAAGAAAAAAGUUCUUUGAUCAUAUGAAGAAAAAAGCCAACUACAAACAAAAUCAAUAA